AUGAUACAUCCAGUAGUGUUAGCAAAUGUUUCUCCAAGGAUGGCAAUUAACGAGAUCCAGGUCAGUAAAUCCAAUCAAUUUCUGUUGAAGACAAGUGCGACUGUUCCAGAUCAACUUUAUUUUCCUCCUAACACCAUAAUUUCAAAUUUUGAAAUGGAAGUGGAUUUGACGUCGUUUGGGAAACACAACCGUGAUGAAGAUGAUUCCAUAAGAUCCAACAUUGUGUUGGAUGCUUUGAUCCCUAACACUAAACCUUAUGAACCAGGACUACCCAAACCUCUACUGAUAGCCAUAACAAUGAUUCCCAUAAGGUAUUUUUCUUCUAGCUUAUUUUCAAAUCUCGUUUUCACCGAUUUGACACUUCUCACAAGUUUUGAGUUCAAGAAGCUUAAUUUGAAUUUUGUAAACCUGCCAUUAACUACCACUAUGGUCUUUGAUCAUGAACUGAACCAUUUGAAGCUUACUGUUGUCGAAUUUUAUAACUUUGGGUUCUCAAUUGUCGCCCUCCACCUAUUUGUUAAAAUGCAUUCAUCAGUUUUGCAAAGUCACGAGCGUCUGAGAAACUUCACACGUAACCUUUCUCCGCCCUCUCUCGAAACUCUUAGUCUGAUCAUAAUGCAUACAGAAAGUGAAGUUGAAGUGGGAAGAGUGUUCAUGGGUGCAGGAUGCAACCAUAUAGUCAACAACAUUUCUUGGGGUGCUUCAGGUUUAGUCUCUUUGAUUCUCAAAAUGCCAUGA
This is a messenger RNA of Vicia faba (fava bean), 738 nucleotides long. NCBI's taxonomy places the organism in Eukaryota, Viridiplantae, Streptophyta, Magnoliopsida, Fabales, Fabaceae. The record is from the annotation of a GenBank genome assembly.